This is a messenger RNA of Corylus avellana, 1523 nucleotides long. RefSeq names its product thylakoidal ascorbate peroxidase (gene TAPX). The record is from RefSeq and is a predicted model, not a curated record. Gene Ontology annotation, biological process: response to reactive oxygen species; hydrogen peroxide catabolic process; cellular response to oxidative stress. NCBI's taxonomy places the organism in Eukaryota, Viridiplantae, Streptophyta, Magnoliopsida, Fagales, Betulaceae. Gene Ontology annotation, molecular function: heme binding; peroxidase activity.
GCGAGCGCAUCCAAUCCAAAACCAAAGGUGAGGCAGCAAAUAAAGACUAAAAGAGCGAACCGAAUGGCAGAGCGACUGUCACUGACACUUCCACCAACCAUGGCUGCUUUCACAGCGUCUUCUCGCAUCCUCCCUGCCGCCUCCAGAGCUAGAGUCUCUCUCGCUUACUCUUCUCCUUCUUCGUCCGCUUCUCUCUCCUCUCUCAAAUGCCUCGGAUCCUCUCCUCUCGUCUCUCGUCUCUUUCUCAACCAGAAACGAUCUCCGGUGGCUCGUGUUGUGUCGGAGAGAGGCCUGAGCGCCGCGGCUACUCCGAAAUGCGCGGCGUCCGAUCCUGACCAGCUGAGAAGCGCCAGAGAGGAUAUCAAGGAGCUCCUCAAGACCAAUUUCUGCCAUCCUAUCCUGAUUCGCUUGGGAUGGCAUGAUGCUGGUACUUACAACAAAAACAUUCAGGAGUGGCCACAGAAAGGUGGAGCUAAUGGAAGUUUGAGAUUUGAGGUUGAGCUCAAACAUGCAGCAAAUGCGGGCCUUGUAAAUGCGUUGAAACUUCUUCAGCCUCUCAAAGACAAGUACUCUGGUGUGACAUACGCAGACUUGUUUCAGUUGGCUAGUGCUACUGCUAUAGAGGAAGCUGGGGGCCCCAAAAUCCCCAUGAAGUAUGGAAGAGUGGAAGUCACAGGACCUACGGAGUGCCCAGAAGAAGGGAGGCUUCCUGAUGCUGGCCCCCCUUCACCUGCUGAUCAUCUAAGAGAUGUUUUCUACAGAAUGGGAUUGAAUGACAAGGAAAUAGUUGCAUUAUCUGGUGCGCACACAUUGGGAAGGUCCAGACCAGAACGUAGUGGUUGGGGCAAGCCAGAGACAAAGUACACGAAAGAUGGGCCUGGAGCACCAGGAGGACAGUCCUGGACAGUGCAAUGGUUGAAGUUUGAUAAUUCCUACUUCAAGGAUAUUAAAGAAAGAAGGGAUGAAGAUUUACUGGUCUUGCCAACUGAUGCUGUUCUUUUUGAAGAUGCAUCAUUCAAGGAAUAUGCUGAGAAAUAUGCUGAAGAUCAGGAAACAUUUUUCAAGGAUUAUGCUGAAGCCCAUGCCAAACUUAGCAACCUUGGAGCCAAAUUUGAUCCUCCAGAGGGUAUCGUGAUAAAUGAUGGUCCUUCAGAAUCUGCACCAGAGAAGUUUGUGGCAGCCAAGUACUCAUCCGGGAAGGAUUAAGAAACAAGUAUCUUGUUUUCUUGUGCCGUGUCUUUUAAUAAUACAAGAUGAAGCUAUUUUCAAAUCCUGUGAACUCACAUCUAAUACAUGGAAGUCUUAAAUGAAGAAGAAAGGAAUAAAAUUCAAUAGUGUUAACUAUGUACUUGCAGAGAGAGCUGUCAGAUUCUAUGAAGCAAAAGAUUCGGGCAGAGUAUGAAGCAAUUGGUGGGAGCCCAGAUAAGCCUCUUCCGACUAACUAUUUCCUAAAUAUCAUAAUUGUGAUUGCUGUUUUAGCAGUUUUGUCAUCACUAUUUGGGAACUAGGUUGCCUGAGCUUUU